Molecule: messenger RNA, 2851 nt
Organism: Osmerus eperlanus (European smelt)
Lineage: Eukaryota; Metazoa; Chordata; Actinopteri; Osmeriformes; Osmeridae
Gene: pomgnt1
Product: protein O-linked mannose N-acetylglucosaminyltransferase 1 (beta 1,2-)
Exons: 20
Coding region: 695-2416 (573 amino acids)
Biological process (GO): protein O-linked glycosylation via N-acetylgalactosamine
Cellular component (GO): Golgi membrane
Molecular function (GO): beta-1,3-galactosyl-O-glycosyl-glycoprotein beta-1,3-N-acetylglucosaminyltransferase activity
Source: RefSeq, a predicted model, not a curated record
AGCUGUGGCCGAAGGCUGCAAGGCAGGUAGCACACAAGCCACGAGCAUUGCCGGUUAUAUUCCAUAUUUUAUGGUUAAACAACGUUUAAUAACAUCCAACCGGUAGAACCUUCACGUAAGGUUUACAUUAUUAGCUAGCGAGUGCUCAUUCCUGCAUGGCCUUCCAACCUAACGACAAACGUUUAAGCCAGCUAGCUAGCUAGCUGGUAAAUAAAACAUAGGACGGUAAUAUCCUUGAUCGAGCUAGCCACUACGUGAGCAUUGUCUUGGACUCAAAUUUGGUUGCUUUCUUAUUUAUUUACAGAUUUCAAUUAGACUGUAAAUGAGUAUCUGGUCUUAUUGAGGAGACGGUGCAUGCGGUAUAGUAGCGUGCUGUGCACCGGGAGGUGGGGAGGUUUACCCGUGUCUCGCUAAUGUCCGGGAUGGACACCUGGACUCCAAAUCCCAGAGCGAAACCUUUCAUUCCCCGCCAGCAACGGAGCCUGUACCUCACCUGGAAAUACAAACUAACUAACAAGAGAGCCAUCCGUCGUUUCUGCCAGGCUGGAGCUGUUCUGUUUCUGCUGGUCACAGUAAUCGUCAAUAUUAAACUUAUUUUAGACACAAGGAGGGUAGCAAAUGAGGAGGAGGCAGCACAGGAGUACGACUGGAUUGAAGCAUAACAGUACCCUUUACAGAGGACGUCCUCCCCAACAUGGAGACCCCUCGGCGGCCUGCCAGCGGACGCAAGGCCCUGGACAUCGAGGUCUACUCCAGCCGCUCCAAGGUCUACGUGGCCGUGGACGGAACCACCGUCCUGGAGGAUGACAUGCGGGAGCAGGGCAGGGGCAUUCACGUCAUCGUCCUCAACCAGGCCACCGGACACGUGAUGGCCAAGAGGAUCUUCGACACGUACUCUCCUCACGAGGACGAAGCCAUGAUACUGUUCCUCAACAUGGUGACCAGAGGAAGGGUCCUCAUCUUCACCAUCAAGGAUGAGGGGACGUUCCACCUGAAAGAAGCAGCCAAGAACCUGCUGAAGGGACUCGGGAGUCAGGUGUCCCUCAACCUCAGCUGGAGAGACACCUGGACCCUGGUGGUGAAGAAAGGAGGUCAGGUGUAUGGUGAGAAGCAUUCCAAGUCUCCUGCUCUGUCCACGUGGGGAGACCCUGUGCUGCUGAAGACUGAGGUGCAGCUAACCGCCUCUGAAGAGGCAGAGUGUCACUGGGCCGACACAGACCGGAACCGACGGCGGAAGAUCUUCUGCAGUAAAGUAGAGGGUUACGGCAGCAUCUGCAGCUGUAAGGACCCGGCGCCCAUCCAGUUCAACCCUGACCCGCUGCCCGUCAAUAACGUGAUGAACGUCCCUGUGGCGGUCAUCGCAGGAAACAGACCCAACUACCUGUACAGGAUGCUGAGGUCUCUGCUGUCGGCUCAUGGCGUCAACCCUCAGAUGAUCACUGUCUUCAUCGAUGGAUAUUAUGAGGAGCCUAUGGACGUUGUGGAGCUGUUUGGGCUGAAGGGGAUCCAACACACUCCCAUCAGCAUCAAGAACGCCCGUGUGUCACAGCACUACAAAGCCAGCCUGACGGCCACCUUCAACCUGCACCCUGAUGCCAACUAUGCCAUAGUGCUGGAGGAAGAUCUAGAUGUGUCUAUUGACUUCUUCAGUUUUCUGAGUCAGACUGUGCAUCUGCUGGAUGAGGACGACAGCCUGUAUUGUGUGUCUGCCUGGAACGAUCAGGGCUACGAGCACACAGCAGAGGAUCCAGCUCUGCUGUACAGGGUGGAGAGCAUGCCCGGCCUGGGCUGGGUGCUCAAGAAGAGCCUCUACAAGGAUGAGCUGGAGCCCAAGUGGCCCACGCCGGAGAAGCUGUGGGACUGGGACAUGUGGAUGCGUAUGCCAGAGCAGAGGAAGGACAGGGAGUGUGUGAUUCCAGACGUGUCUCGCUCCUACCACUUCGGCAUCAUAGGACUCAACAUGAACGGAUACUUCCAUGAGGUCUACUUCAAGAAGCACAAGUUCAACACGGUUCCCAAGGUCCAGCUGAAGAACGUUGACGGUUUGAAGAAGGAAGCGUACGAGCUGGAGAUUCAGAACCUGUUCAAGGAGGCGGAGGUGCUGGACCACACCAAGGACCCGUGCGAGGACUCGUUCAUCCCGGACGGCGAGGGGCGGACCUACGUCAUGUACAUCAGGAUGGAGCAGGACACCGACAUCUCCACCUGGACGCAGCUCGCCAAGUGCCUUCACGUGUGGGACCUGGAUGUGCGGGGGUACCACAGCGGCCUGUGGCGGCUUUUCAGGAAGAGGAACCACGUUUUGGUGGUGGCGGUCCCCAUCUCUCCCUACUCUGUAAAGAAGCCAGCUCAUAUCACCCCCAUCCACCUGGAGGCUCCACCCAAAGAGGAAGGUGCCCCAGUGGACCAGAUGUAGAAGGGGCCCCCCUCCUCGCCACACCUUCCCCCCUCGGGAACAGACCUCCAGCCUAGCCUUAAACGCCCCUGUCUGCCCGCAGUCCCGCCUCCCGCCACUAAGGGGCACCACCGCCUGGAUGGAUAGUGGAGCAGUGUUGCAGAUGCUUCUGGGAUCUGUAGUUUUUUUGUAGUGGGAUUUUUGUUUGUUCUUUUAACACUGAACUACUGCUCCGUCCCAUUUCCUGUGCUUCACGGGAGGAAGAUGUCUACCUCUUAGGCCUGUCCCAUGCUCUAGCUGCAGCUGUGCUGCGUGGCCAGUCCACUUGUGGAUGCUCUUCUCCAGACAAUAGCAGGGACAGAGGCAUGGAUGGAAGGGGGAGGUCUGGGUGAAACCCCCAAUCUGUGUCUCCCUGACAACGGUUGGCCGACGUGAGAUGACGGGUAGGAAGGAAGG